Molecule: messenger RNA, 2451 nt
Organism: Zeugodacus cucurbitae (melon fly)
Lineage: Eukaryota; Metazoa; Arthropoda; Insecta; Diptera; Tephritidae
Exons: 3
Coding region: 1697-2194 (165 amino acids)
Source: RefSeq, a predicted model, not a curated record
UUCGGUAUAAAGUCCAAUAGAAAAACGAAAAUCAUCAUAUAUGGUAUAUAGGCAGAGGUAAUUCCUGAGCCGAUUAAGCUCAUUUUCAUCACCAACAUACUUUAUAUCUAAGAGCUAAGAUAUUUCAUAUAUUAACCGAUUUAUAAGCUAUUAAGCCCAUCGUAUUUUUGAAAAUCCUAUAAUUAGCUAUAUAAGAGCUAGGGGAACUUAUGACCUGAUUUUAACCAUUUCUGAUGCAGAGGCACACUAUUAGAAGAAAAUGAUUUCCUCUGAAUUAAAUUAAGAUUUCGACAGUUUUUUUACAAGUGAUGCCACGGACUCCACAAUAUCUCUACCAGACGAACGUAAAUCGUACGUCUUUGUCGCAGAGUUGCAUUUGAUUUUAAAUUCAAUUUAAAAUAAAUUGAGAUUUUAUUUUGUAUCGUAAAUCGAUAUUAAUAAGCGUUUAAAUCGAGAGCGGCCGGUAAGUUAAAUUGAUCUGUCUUAAAAACGCUAUAAGGUUUGAUAUUAUCAACUCACCCAUCAGAUGUGCCCUUGCCUUCCAAGACCAUUUUGUGCAGUUAUAUUCCUUUAAAAUACGCUGCAGCACCCAGUUAAGCAUAGUACCGCUCUGUAAAGAGAAAAUUUACUAUAAAUAUAAAAUAAUAUCAGUAACAAAUUAUUACAUCCACUCACUUCAAAUUUUCUUGUCAUAUGAAUGGCGGCGAUUUUGAACGGUUCAUUGUAGUACGUGCAUUUCUCUCUUAUACAUACAAAAAUUAGGGUUAAUGUAACUACCGAGGUUGCCAUUUAACUACAAAAAGUUACUAUUGUGUAUGUGCUGGUAAAAGCUGAAAAACUUUGCAUGUGGUGUAUGAGUUAGCUCCGUCUUUUAGGGUAUACCUAAUAACAGGUUUUUCAAAAAUUUGGUGGGCUUUAUACCUUAUAAAUCGGUUAGAAUGUGGAAUAUCUUAGCAAAAUGAAGUGAGCGUAUAGUCUUGGUUAUAGUAUAUCUUGGUAGUGAAAAUGAGUGAAAUCGGGUCAGUAAGUACCUCAGCCCACAUAUACUAUUUAUGAUGAUUUUCGUUAUUCUAUUGUACUUUAUGCCGAAUAUAUGGGUCAAAUUGUGUUAUCUUAAUAAAAUUUCAUCAAUUAAUUGCGAGAGUAUAAAAUGCUCGGUGACACCCGAACUUAGCCUUUCCUUACUUGUUUAAAUUGUAUAUGUACUACGCAUGUGUUUGAAAAAAUUUGACGUAUUAAAACUCCUUUUUUUGAUUCGUAUUCAUAAUAACAAUUUUGCGUUUGUGUUUUUUUUUUGUAGAAGUUAAUAUUCGAAAUAUAGGUUUAAAGGGUAAGAUUUGCUUUAUCGAUGAAAGAGUGUUAUAUCGAAAAAUGCCAUAGAAACAAAUUUACCGCAAUUGUAGAUACAUAACCGUUAUGUUCACGCAUAUGUAUUAAUUUCACCGUAUUAGUGUGUAUUAAAAAAUAUUUGGUAAUGCUAGCCACUUUGUCAAAAGGAUACAUUUUGAGGUUUACUUACCUUUACAUUUGUGGUUGCUUUGAAUAACAAUUACUAACCCUCCAAUGAUUGGUGACACUGUCGAAAGAGUGAAGAAUAUUUAUAUAUUUUAAAAUUGAUUUGCUAGUAUAUACACACAAGAAAAAAAUAACGUCAGAAGUACUUCUUAAUUAAGCGGAAGUUCAUAAUUGUGAAAUUAUGAGUAGAGAUAACUCUCCUAUAAAUAAUAGUGGUUCGUCAUCUGAGACGAGUGAGACUCAGAGUGUUGAAGAUAAUAAAACUUUUUCGGAUUCUAAACUCACAAGAAAUCUAGCUUCGCCAAACAGGAUUUUUAAAAGCCAAAAACGUAUGAAAGAUUUUGGAAGCAAUCAAAGUGGGGACAAAGAUGGGGACACUAAAAGACCACCUUGGAGGGCGGUAAGUGUUUCGACCUUACCCAAACCGGAUAAGAAUGCAAUACUGAAAGCAAAACUUCUUGACGCCACGAGUCCAGGGGUAUACGAAAUUAUCUACGACUUCAAAGUUAUGACUGUCAACAGUGACGUCAACAGACGCGAAUGCGCCGACUUGCGCCGACUUUGCUUGAUGACAGGAGAUAUUUCGUCAUGUCCUCAUUCACCUACAGACCCAUUGGCUUCGCCUCCUUAUCCAUGCGGGAAAAAGCAGAACAAACGGCGCGGUUGCUGCUUCCGAUGAUAUCAACCUCUUUUCACGGGUCUUCUCCAAGAUUUGGCGCAUGAUGAAUAUCUGGUCAGUUGUGGAUUUUCAUGGUCUAAAGCCACACUGAUAAGGUCCAAUCAGUUUGUUGACGGUGGUCUUUAGUCUUUCACACAAUACGCUCGAUAGAACCUUAUAGGCGAUAUUUAGGAGGCUUAUCCCACGGUAAUUGGCACAGAAUGUGGGAUCUCCCUUUUUAUGGAUUGGGCAGAGCACACUGAGAUUCCAAUCGUCAG